AUGGCUGAGACCGCACCCAAGGCCGCCAACCUCGACCCCAAGUACGACGACUAUGACUACCCGACGACGGCUCCGGAGGUGAAGUCGGGGCAUCCUGGCCACACGACCCCCGAGCAGGAUGCAAAGGUCGUUCAACUCCGCUCCAUGCUCGAGCAGUUGGGAUACACCGAGCGCUUGGACACUUUGACCUUGCUGCGGUUUCUGAGGGCCCGGAAGUUCAAUGUCGAAGCGGCCAAGGUUAUGUUCGUCGAAUGCGAGAAGUGGAGAAAGGAGUUUGGCACGGACGACCUCGUCCGGAAUUUCGAGUACACCGAGAAGCCUCAAGUGUUUGAAUACUACCCGCAAUAUUACCACAAGACGGAUAAGGAUGGGAGACCCGUCUACAUUGAGAAGCUGGGAAAGAUCGACCUCAAUGCCAUGUACAAGAUCACGACCGCCGAACGGAUGCUCCAAAACCUCGUGUGUGAGUACGAGAAACUGGCGGACCCCCGGUUGCCGGCGUGCUCGCGUAAGGCGGGCAAGUUGCUCGAGACAUGCUGCACCAUCAUGGACCUGAAAGGCGUGGGAAUCACCAACGUCCCAUCCGUAUAUGGCUACGUUCGUCAGGCCUCUGCUAUCUCGCAGAAUUACUACCCGGAGCGUCUGGGCAAGCUGUACCUGAUCAAUGCUCCGUGGGGGUUCAGUAGCGUCUUCAGCGUCGUCAAAAGCUUCCUCGACCCGGUCACGGUCGACAAGAUCAAGGUUCUGGGGAGUAACUACCAGAAGGAGCUUCUGGAGCAGGUUCCGGCCGAGAAUCUCCCCAAGGAAUUCGGCGGCACCUGCGAGUGCGAGGGCGGCUGCCAGCUCAGCGAUAUGGGUCCUUGGAAGGAGAAGGAAUGGGCCCGGCCACCCAAGUGGGCUCAAAACGACAGUGCUGCCAUCAAGAACGAGGAGGUAGGCAUUGAGAAGCCAGCGGAGGGUCAGGCACCUGCGGCCGGCAGCGAAACUGCCGAAGCCGGAGCUGGUGUUGAGGCUGAGGCCGGAGCCAAGGCAACUGCAUAG
Messenger RNA from Rasamsonia emersonii CBS 393.64, 1041 nucleotides. Its product is annotated as Phosphatidylinositol transporter. NCBI's taxonomy places the organism in Eukaryota, Fungi, Ascomycota, Eurotiomycetes, Eurotiales, Trichocomaceae. Bases 1 to 1041 code for a protein of 346 amino acids. The transcript is spliced from 3 exons. The record is from RefSeq and is a predicted model, not a curated record.